GGCGUUUUAACUUUAAAACUUGAAUCUGUUUAUAAAGUGAAACGGUAAAAAAUGGGGCUGGGUGAUUGUGGAAAAUUGGGCAAAGUGUUUCUUUCAGUCCUUAACGCAAUAUUCCUGCUACUCGGACUGGGUCUGCUGAUAGCGGGGAUACUGGUCAGAAUAAACGCCAUUUCCUCUGACGUCACACCCGCCCUUAACACUGUGAACGUAGGGGAUUUCCAGCUUGGAGAUCUGUCCCACAAUCUGUCCAUCAUCUUUAUCGUCGUUGGAGCGUUCAUUGUGGUUAUUGCUGGACUGGGACUAAUAGGCGCCUGCUGCGAGGUCAAAUGUAUGCUGAUUGUGUACGCUAUAUUGGUGUUGAUUGUGCUCAUCAUUAAGCUAGCAGCUGUUAUAUUGUGGUUCCAAAUGAGGAGUAAGUUUGACGACACUGUUAAGAAGACAAUGAAGGAAUCAUUGGAAAAAACCUUUGAAAACGACACCCUGGACAGUAACGAACCAAUUUCUAAUGCCUGGAACUAUGUUUUCCUAACAUUUGAUUGUUGUGGAGUGGUGAAUAACACCGAUUUCUCUAAAACACCUUGGUGUACAAAGAGUGGCAGCUGUAAAAACAACCAAGCGACAAUCCCUAGAACCUGUUGUGAGGGGGUGGACGAGUCAAGCUACACAAAGGCCGGGGCAGACUGUUCUAACACAGCCACUAAAGGUUAUAAUAAGAAGGGUUGUUAUGAGGCGGUGGAGGACUUGAUUUCUACAUAUGGGAACGCUUUUAUUGGAAUCUCUAUUACUGUGAUGGUGAUUGAGCUCCUCGCCAUUGUGUUUGCCCUUGUUAUCUGUAGACGUUCGGGAUCCGACUCGAAGCCCAUGUAGGCACGUUGCUAGAGAUCAGAAGACCAGAGUUUUUCUUUUGUAUCAUAAACUUCAUAAUGGAACAUAAUGGUCAUGAAACAUAAUCAUUUUCAUUGUGAAAUCCCUGUGUAUUUUUUUGGUUCUUUUUUUAUUUGACAAAAUUAUUAAUACAAAUAAUAAAACAUUG
Saccostrea cuccullata (small rock oyster) is the source of this 1033-nucleotide messenger RNA. Its product is annotated as tetraspanin-9-like. The transcript has 7 exons. The record is from RefSeq and is a predicted model, not a curated record. Bases 52 to 867 code for a protein of 271 amino acids. Lineage: Eukaryota; Metazoa; Mollusca; Bivalvia; Ostreida; Ostreidae. Gene Ontology annotation, cellular component: plasma membrane.